AUGGAGUUUUCCUUCAAGUAUAUUCCACAAAAGGCAGUCAAAGGAAGGGCGGUGGCAGAAUUUCUAGCAGACCAUCAUUCCACCAAGAUUGAUUCAGAAAUAUGUGACGAGGUGGAUAAUCUCUACCUUGAUUAUACACCUUGGACUCUCAUGUUUGAUGGAUCAAGCACUCAUGAUAGAGGAGGAGCUGGAAUAGUCAUCAUUUCACCAAAGGGGAGAAAAACCACAUUUUCUUUCUUUUUGGAUUUCAAGUGUACAAAUAACCAAGCUGAGUAUGAGGCGCUAAUUAUUGGGUUGAAAAUCCUAUUGGAGCUAAAAGUAAAGAAGGUUCAGAUUAUUGGAGAUUCAAAUUUGAUACUCAGCCAACUUUCUGAAGAAUAUAGGUGUAGCCAACUUUCUGAAGAAUAUAGACAUUUGAAUACAGAGGCUGAUGAUUUAGCACAGCUAGCUUCUAGAGUGAAAGUCCCACCGGGUGUAGAAAAAACUUUAAUCACAAUCAAAAGAAAGACUAUCCCUUCUAUAGAGUCACGGUAUGAGAUGGCAAGUCAUUUCCAAGCUGAUGAGCCAGAAAGGAUCAAGCCUGCCAAGAAAACAUGGGAGAUUUUCAAUGUUGAUAUAGAUGGUUUAGACUUGGAAGAUUGGAGAACACCAAUCAUCCAUUUCUUGUAG
Cornus florida is the source of this 669-nucleotide messenger RNA. RefSeq lists its product as uncharacterized. The coding region runs from base 1 to 669 and encodes 222 amino acids. NCBI's taxonomy places the organism in Eukaryota, Viridiplantae, Streptophyta, Magnoliopsida, Cornales, Cornaceae. The transcript is spliced from 2 exons. The record is from RefSeq and is a predicted model, not a curated record. Gene Ontology annotation, molecular function: RNA-DNA hybrid ribonuclease activity; nucleic acid binding.